GACAGCUCAUGUCACGUCAAACCAAAGAUUCCAGAGGAAAGGAAACCAAAAAAAAAAUAAUUUUUGGCAAAACAUAUUUUAUAAUUGUUAAAACUCGUCGAUUAUAAAAGAAAGCAAAAUGUAUCUCUUCGUGGGAAUAAGUAUAAUAACAUUUUUGAUGACUUUCUCACAAAGUUUCAUUAAAUUUCUAUCACUUGGAUCACGAUUCAUGAAACAAGCCGAUUACAGCGUUAUCUUAAAAGAAAUCAAUUUGGCAAAACAAGAACUUAAAGAACUAGAAGAAUCAGAUAUGGAAGAUUUUACCAAAGUUGUGAAAAAGAUGCGUAUUGAAAAUAAAAUUGGUGGAUUAUGUAAAAGACUAAAAGAUAGCCGGGAAAUGGUUAGAUUAAAAGGAGCUUCUGUUGAUCUUGUUUGUGGAUAUGCUGUCAAGUUGAUUCUUGUCCUAAUGCUGGCAUACAUCUCAUUUAAAUAUCGAUACACUCCAGUUGUUGUGUUCGAUGAUCGAUUUGAUUUUGCUCCAUUUGGUGGAAUUGUUACAUUUCCAACGGGCGUUCCCAAUGCUAUAUCGGUGCCAUUUUGGGUGUUCUCGUGUAAUCUUUCAUUUAAAUGGUUUGGCAGUCAUAUAAGUACAAUGUUGUCAAGUUAAGUUUUAAUAAUUAUUCUGUAUUUAAAGGAUUUGCUUUAUCCAUUCGCAAAUAAAUUAGAAUUAUUAUAACUUAAAUAAAGGAAUGGAUUUCGUUUUUUAAUUAGGUA
Molecule: messenger RNA, 753 nt
Organism: Episyrphus balteatus (marmalade hoverfly)
Lineage: Eukaryota; Metazoa; Arthropoda; Insecta; Diptera; Syrphidae
Product: guided entry of tail-anchored proteins factor 1
Exons: 2
Coding region: 119-646 (175 amino acids)
Biological process (GO): tail-anchored membrane protein insertion into ER membrane
Source: RefSeq, a predicted model, not a curated record